CUGCGCAGCACUGCACCCUACACUAGCCUGUGCGAACUUGCCUCUGCCAAGAAACGUGUCCCUCGCGCCGCGCCGUCUGUUUCCAGGACAACCCCUGCGUCUCCUAGCAACCACGUGCGCGGCCUGGGCGCCCCCCCCUCCCCCCGAGCCCACAGCCCUACCAUGGCGGCCGCGAACCCGAGCGUCUUCCUGCUCAUGGUCAAUGGGCAGGUGGAGAGCGCCCAGUUUCCAGAAUAUGAUGACCUCUACUGCAAGUACUGCUUUGUGUACGGCCAGGACUGGGCCCCCACAGCGGGUCUGGAGGAGGGGAUCUCACAGAUCACAUCCAAGAGCCAAGAUGUGCGGCAAUUGCUGGUGUGGAACUUCCCCAUCGAUGUCACCUUUAAAAGCACCAACCCCUAUGGCUGGCCACAGAUCGUGCUCAGUGUUUAUGGACUGGACAUGUUUGGAAACGACGUGGUCCGAGGCUACGGAGCAGUGCAUGUGCCCUUCUCACCCGGCCGGCACAAAAGGACCAUCCCUAUGUUUGUCCCAGAAUCUACGUCUAAACUGCAGAAGUUUACGAGCUGGUUCAUGGGACGGCGGCCCGAGUACACAGAUCCCAAGGUGGUGGCUCAGGGUGAAGGCCGGGAAGGAGCCGGCCCAAGAAUUUUCCUGGAGCACGUCACAGAUGAAGGCCUGGUCAGAGCACAGAAGGUUACCAUGUCUGUUCCCACUGGAGCCCUUUACCUCCCAGUGAGGGACAUGGGCCGGUCGUCCCCACUUUACAGAAGAGAAGGCUGAGGCUGUCUCAAAGCAGCCUACGUGUGUGUCUGCCCCAGCCCAGCCAAUCCUAUCCUUCUGUCUCCAGUGACCCGUGUCCGCUCUCAGGGCUUUGUCACCCUCCUCUUCAACGUGGUGACCAAGGACAUGAGGAAGCUGGGCUACGACACUGGGCCUGCAG
Molecule: messenger RNA, 943 nt
Organism: Galeopterus variegatus (Sunda flying lemur)
Lineage: Eukaryota; Metazoa; Chordata; Mammalia; Dermoptera; Cynocephalidae
Gene: B9D1
Product: B9 protein domain 1
Exons: 7
Coding region: 163-783 (206 amino acids)
Biological process (GO): cilium assembly
Cellular component (GO): MKS complex
Source: RefSeq, a predicted model, not a curated record